GUUGAACCGGCGUUUUUCAUUCAGUUCUCCUAAGAUGGCGGACCUGUUGCGUAGCUCGUCCAAGUUGACCGGUGUUGAAAUGGAAAAUCGUGGUCAGGCAGACCCACCGAAUUACAACAAAGCUUACGAGCCGGUAGAUGAAGAGGCGGGAAAUGAACUUCAUGAGGAGGCUGAAGAAUUUGAUCCUUGGGCUUUGCCUGAACUCCAGGAUCUUGGCCCCAAGUGGUCUGAACUUGAUGGAUUCGGGAAGGUGCAACGAGUCGCUUUGGGAUUUGCCAAGAUCGCCCUUCUUCUUGGUCUCCUCUAUCUGUUUAUCUGCUCGCUGGAUUUUCUCAGUAGCGCCUUCCGAUUGCUUGGAGGAAAAGCGGCAGGCGAAGCAUUUGCGUCUAACAAAAUUUUGAGCAACCCCGUCGCCGGAUUGAUGAUCGGCAUCUUGGCAACGGUUCUUGUCCAAAGUUCGUCUACAACCACAUCCAUCGUCGUUUCAAUGGUUGCUGCACAGAUUUUAGAUGUUGAGCCUGCCAUCCCAAUUGUAAUGGGUGCCAACAUAGGAACAUCAGUUACCAACACCAUAGUUUCUCUUGCGCAAGCUGCUGAGCGUAAUGAGUUUCGACGUGCCUUUGCUGGAGCAACAGUACAUGAUAUAUUUAACUGGUUGUGUGUGCUUAUAUUCCUACCCCUGGAGGUUAUCACGCACUACCUACUUUAUAUUACUGGUGAGAUCAUAGCUGUACUUCCCUUGACCCAGCAGAAAGGGACCAACAAAAAAUUGCUGAAGAAAUUGACAGAACCAUUUACCAAGCUUGUUAUUCAGUUGGACAAAAAAAUAAUUGAGAAGAUUGCCCUGGGAGAUCAAUCAGCAGAGUCAAAAUCCCUCAUCAAAAGCUGUGUAAAGACAGUAACUGUGACUAAGAACAUUACUAAUAGUACUGGUUUUCAUUAUUUGAAAAAUGUGUCAGAAAUGGAACCUCCCACAUGCAAGUUUCUCUUUAGAGGUACAUCCCUGAGUGACACUGAGGUUGGCAUCAUAAUCCUAGUACUCUCCAUCGUCCUGCUCUGUGUCUGCCUUGUCUGCAUCGUGAAGGUUCUUCACUCCAUGCUUCGUGGUCAGUUGGCUAAAAUCAUCAAAAGGACGGUCAAUGCAGACUUCCCCGGACCAUUCAAACAUCUCACUGGCUACUUUACAAUUCUUGUCGGUGCUGGUCUUACCAUGUUGGUGCAAUCCAGUUCCAUCUUCACAUCUGCCCUUACACCUCUCAUAGGUGUUGGAGUUGUCACCAUUGAACGAGCCUUCCCUCUGACCUUGGGUGCAAACAUUGGAACAACUGCAACAGGUAUUUUGGCUGCCUUGGCAAGUUCGUCAAAUCUGGACAAAGCCCUUCAGAUUGCCUUCUGCCAUCUAUUCUUCAAUAUUUCUGGCAUCUUGGUGUGGUAUCCUAUCCCUUACCUGCGAAAAGUUCCCAUUGGUUUUGCCAAGUCCUUAGGAAACAAAACUGCUGACUACAGAUGGUUUGCCAUUGCAUACUUGGUGUUCGGGUUCUUCCUUCUCCCAGCAGCUGUCUUUGGCUUGUCACUGGCUGGUUGGCAGAUUCUCCUUGGUGUAGCUGCUCCCCUCUUACUUCUCUUCCUGUUCAUUGUUAUUGUGAACAUUUUUCAAAGGAAAGCUCCAGGCCAUCUACCAGAAGUUCUCCAAGACUGGGAAUGGUUGCCAAAGUGGACACGAUCCCUAGAACCUCAUGAUCGUGUAUUCUCCAAAGUGAAUGAGCUGAGCAAACUCUGCCGCUCAGACAGGACUAAUCGAGCCUCCAACACUGAAUCCCGUGUGUAGAAGAGACUGGUUUUUUGCAUUUAUUUAGUUUGGACCCCGUGGUUAGAUUCAUAGUUUUCAGAGUUAUUCAUUCAUACCUGAGAGCACUCAAAACAUGCUGAUUUUUGUUUUAGAUUAUUUUAUUUUUUAUUUCCCUUAGUUUCUUUAUUUAUUUAUUUUGUGGGAAAAAAUGCUGUUGAAAACUGAGAUCAAGCCUUUUGUUUUGUUUUGUUUUGUUGAAGGCAUUCUCCAGUUUUUGGAAAGCGAGAAAGGUACUUUGCACUGAUAUGUUGCAGUAGUAGCACAAUCAUCUAGUUUUUCUUUGGAAGCUGUUUGGCAAUAUACCUAAUGCAUCUCUGAGAUGGCUAGAAACAAACAAGUUGGAAAUUGUUCUGCUAGUUAACAUGGUGCAAACUCCCUUCCAAGGGCAAUUUACAUUAAUCAUGGUUCAUGUAUUCUUGAUCUUUAAAACACUGCUUUGCGGGUAGUAAUUGUUUUUAUAAUUCUAGUUGCUUCCUGUUUUUUCGGGUUAUGUAAACCCUAUUUACAUCCAUACUAUACAAAAAAAGGAUGAGUGUUAGAAUUGUAGCCUUAAAAACACUUGUCUCUAUAAACAAGUGUAAAGUAAACAUGGCUGGUCUGACCUGAUGCAAAUGGGGUUUACUUGUAGAUACAGUAACAUGCUAUAUAAAAUUUGUAUAUUGCAUAUGAUUAAUAAAACAUGAGCUUGCUUUUAUGCUAAGGUAAGUUUGGUAUUUAUAGUGUCGUAACUAUUUGUUAAUUUAAUUUACAUUGUAUUAAUGUUUGUUGUGAGAAUAAACAUUUCAAUGGGUUGAGUUAAAUGAGUUCAUAUUUUUUAUUUGCUCAUUUGAGAGUUAACAAGCCCUUUGCCCUGUAAUAUUAUUUAGAAGGAAUGCAUACAGGUCAUCUUGAAAUUUUGUUACCAUGAUAUCUCUUCUUUUUCAGGAAUCUUUGUACAUUUAAAUAAGAGCUGAUAGUAGGACGGGUCAUAGACUUGUGCAUUAUACUGUCUGAUUGCCAUUUGUUUCAUUUUCCAGGUUCCUCAACAUAACAGAUAGUAAGCUGGCUGAAAAUUAAAUGAAUAAGAAUAGUUCCAACAAUGCUGCAACUGGCAUACCUAGAAUUUUUUUGAAAAUAUAACCUCAGCCACUGAGGUGAUUUAGUUAGGAAUAAGGAAGUCUGCCUACAAGCAAAACUUUUACUUUUGCAAAUUGGAACAUGAAUUCAUUGCAAAAAAAUGAGAACACUUGAGGUAGGCUAGUUGUCUUUUUCAAUUUUCUUUCAUUUUUGUCUUCAUUGUUCCUCUUCAAUAAACAGUUGUUACUUGA
Molecule: messenger RNA, 3156 nt
Organism: Stylophora pistillata
Lineage: Eukaryota; Metazoa; Cnidaria; Anthozoa; Scleractinia; Pocilloporidae
Product: sodium-dependent phosphate transport protein 2B
Biological process (GO): sodium-dependent phosphate transport
Cellular component (GO): membrane
Molecular function (GO): sodium:phosphate symporter activity
Source: RefSeq, a predicted model, not a curated record